AUGUCAGAGAUUGUGGCAGAUUGUGGACGGAGUUCCCUCUUUUUAUUACUCUAUGGUUAUUCGAUAGAUUCGAUAGAAAAAUAAAAGAGAAGAUAUAAAAUAUAUGAGGGUUAUUAAAAUUAGAUUAUUUGUAUUAAUUUAAAAAUUAAAAAAUUUUAAUUAUAUAAUUUUGAAAUGACGCAUAGAAACAUAUAUAGAUUUUUAUUACCAACAAAAAAAAACUUUGUAGCGUCUGUUCGUCUUUUUAGUGUAUCAUUAAAAAGAUUAACGGAACCUAAAGUAAAAACAUUUUCUAUUUACCGAUGGAAUCCAGAUGUACCAGAAGAAAAACCAUAUAUGCAGAAUUAUCAUGUCAACUUAAAUAAGUGUGGGCCAAUGGUAUUAGAUGCAUUAAUCAAAAUAAAAAAUGAAAUUGAUCCAACUUUAACAUUUCGUCGUUCUUGUCGUGAAGGGAUAUGUGGUUCUUGUGCUAUGAACAUAGAUGGCACCAAUACCCUUGCUUGUAUAAGUUCAAUUGAUACGAGCUCAAACAAAACAAGUAAAAUUUAUCCAUUACCGCAUAUGUACAUUAUAAAAGAUUUAGUACCAGACAUGAACAAUUUUUAUUCUCAAUAUAGUAGUAUAAAACCAUGGCUUCAAAGAAAAAAAGGUAAUGACAGUGGACCAAAACAGUAUUUACAAAGUAUUGAAGAUCGGCAAAAACUUGACGGAUUGUAUGAAUGCAUAUUAUGUGCAUGCUGCAGUACAUCAUGCCCAUCAUAUUGGUGGAAUGGAGACAAAUAUCUUGGCCCUGCCGUUUUAAUGCAGGUCGAGAAUUAUGUUUAUAAAACGGGUCUAUUAACAAUACUAGAAAAUUGGAAUUAAAAACUCUUACGAGAAAAUAAAAAAGUGAUAUGGAAAACAGUGAGAUCAAUACUUACAGACUCUAGUACAAGAAUGCAUCAGAAAGAUAGAAAGCGACUGGGUGAUCUUACCUCCAGGAUCAACUAAAAUCCAUCGGCACGCGUAAAAAUUGCGAGUAUUAUUGACACACUCAGCACCAAGAGACAAGGGGACAACGAUGACGUAAUCAACGCUAGCGUCGAAAUUUUUCUCUAAUAAUUAAAAGCUUGCUAUCAGCUAACGAAGAUAACCCAUAGGUUAUAAUACCAGGCUAGUUAUGCUCGAUCUAAACGCUAACAUAUUAUCAGCCUUGCAAGAAGCGGAAUUUGUCAGAGACAUAGACUGCGAAUUAAACCUAAAACUGGUAGAUCAUGGCGCGACUUAUAAAUUCAGGGAUUCUCAUUGAGAUUCUUUUUCAGGCAAGUGUGCCCCCUGCUCUCAACAGUUUUACAUACAGGGAUUUCAAAUUAAAUAAAUCAGAGGAGCUCAUAUCUCUUCUGGCUGCUUCCGACUGGUCGUCUGUUAAUUAUUCCGAUAGCAGAGUUUACACCCGACUAGAACAUCUUAGCCUCAUGAGAGUCAUCUACCAACUUUCUCUGCUUCAACAAUUCAAACCGACAGAGAAGGGUUACCAUCUAUUAAUCGACGUUGCAUUGAGACAUCUAUACAACCGAGAAUAAGCUUUGAAAAUUCUACAUGUGCACGCCUGACCAGGCACCAGACGACGCAUUAUCGGCCCAAAGAAAAAAUUUGUGUCAAAAUAAAAAAGCGCCUCUUAUAAAUGACCUACGAGCCUGUUUUUUUUUUCAAAAUGUUGGUAGACUGAUAUAGAUUAAUAGAAAAUUAUAAAAUAUAUUGCAAUAGUUAUAAAAUUUAA
Molecule: messenger RNA, 1759 nt
Organism: Nasonia vitripennis (jewel wasp)
Lineage: Eukaryota; Metazoa; Arthropoda; Insecta; Hymenoptera; Pteromalidae
Gene: SdhB
Product: succinate dehydrogenase complex, subunit B, iron sulfur (Ip)
Exons: 6
Coding region: 175-864 (229 amino acids)
Biological process (GO): tricarboxylic acid cycle; respiratory electron transport chain; aerobic respiration
Cellular component (GO): mitochondrial membrane
Molecular function (GO): electron transfer activity; 2 iron, 2 sulfur cluster binding
Source: RefSeq, a predicted model, not a curated record